AUGGGCCACGAGUGCGGCAGCUGCUCGUACACGAGGGGUAAGUAUUAUCCACGCGGCACCUCCCAGAAGGACGUGAUUGACAAGAUCAACAGUUCGGAAGAGGAGGCCACGCGUCACGCUCGCCUGAGGAAAGACAGGGUGAGUGGGGAUAACAAGUGCCAGGAUACUGAAGCAGUCAAUGUGAAGCACUCCAGCCAGGUCGAAAGUAAGGGCUACAGCGAUGCUUACAUUGAUGGCUACUUCUGCGAGCUGGACACGUUCGCGAAAGAUCGCAACUUGCACUUCGCCGAUCAGAAUGAGCUGGUGCACUAUAUCACGCAUACCAUGGGGUUCACCUGCGGUACAGGUAAGACGGGGAAGUAUGGGGUAUUCGUUACCGAACUCCCGAGAGGAUGCGGAUCGCAGGCCAUCGUCAGUGACGGUCGGGCCCUCCUUGAGGAAGUUGCCAACAAUUGGACGGCCGAGACGCUCUGGUCGAAGAAGUACAGGGCGAGGGACUUUGAAAACUUACUGACCCGAUUGGCAGCCAAAGCUUCGAAAGUGGCCUCGGUGAUGGGUGAGUCCGAGUCCGCUGAGAUAUCAGAGCAGUUGUACAUGAGCAGCGUGCAGCUUGAGGAAGAACGCAAUUGCUUGGAAACCUUGAGGAGUGAGCCCCAUACCAUUGUCCGCAGCGUUCCCAAGCGUCUCCAUGAUAUCUUCAAAAAGCUGCCCGAUAACAUCAAAGCAAACAUCAUGUCGACCACGUCGUACAAGCUCGCAGCACAUCCAGCUCCUGAGGUCCAGGCUAUGGCACUGGAUGUCGCCAAGUUCGAUUCGCGAGAGGGGGUCCUGUCUGUGGCCAUGCUCGGGGACAACACUGCCGAGUUCGUGACGAGCUGCCAGCGGAACAUGGUCCAGGCCUUCAUCGACAGGGUCGUUAGGAAGAGCUCCCAGUCCGACUUCACCUCGGUCGUGAAGCACUGCGGCGACGCGAUCGGGACGCACUCCGACUUCACGACCGUGGACACCAUGAGCGAGCAGAUAGACACGAAGACUGGUUGGAAUCCGUCUUGCUUUGCCGACUUGAUGGCCCUUCGGUUCUUCGGCGCGACCGCAGAGAUCGACGUGCGUGAGAGGCUCCCGAGGGAGCUUCGUGUCAUUGGGGUUCAACUGCACAACCACAAAGACAAGCUGUCCAACCGUCUUCGUUGCCACAUUCGCGUGAGCACAGGCACCGCGAACUGGGCCAAGGCGGGCUGGGAUAGGAUCUCGGUUGGUGGUGACGGGGAUGCUGAGCUUUGCAGUCUCGCCGCAGAUGUCUUCAACAAGGUGAAGGUGUUCGCGAAGUCGAUCGAUGACCGCGUCUCGGCGCUGAAUGAUACCGACAACCUCGAAGAGGAGGACGGGAGGAUGAACGAGCUCUGGGGGUUACUUGGGACUGCUGCUGCGGAUGUUCAGUUUCGCGACGCGUUGGAUAAGUUCUGCAAGUACAUAGAUAGCAUCGACGACACCGACGGCUCCAUUACCGACGACACCAAGGACGCUAUCUCGGUGAAAGACAAGCUCGUGAAGGCAAUGUGCUCGGCGGCCGCCCGCAUAGGCUCUCACUUCGAUUACUUCUCGGCUGACUUCCACGCCGUCUACCACGAGGGGUACGGGGAGGACGACGUGGAUCCGAUCAAAGUGCUCUACUUCGUAGCCCAAGCCAUCUUGAAUUUCGAGAUCGGUCUGCCCGAGAGAUCCACCAUCAAGGAGACUUUGACCCGCUGUGAGAUUGCCUUGAAAGUGAACGUGAUCAAAAGCCGCGCAGACAUCAAUUCAGAGAAGACGAUCCUUGUGUGGAGUGACGCUUGGCAGACUGAGACCGCCAUGAAGCUAGCGCCCCAACUGGCGGACGACAGCAUCGCGAUGCCCUUUCAGCAGUUCAACGGCAAGAUAUCUUCCUUUACCGUCGGCCAUCCGAUCAUUCAGGUUGUGUGUGGAGUGGUCUCUUUCGAGGGCUGCAGCUUGGCCACUCCCCAGUACAUGCAGACGGUCUUGGAUAUUUGCGGUGCGCUCCCUCCAGAGAUCAAGCCGCUGAUCUCCUCUGCGCAGAACUACCACUUGAUGAAGAAGACGGUCGAUACGAUGGUAAGUGGGAACGUCGUGGGAUGCAUCCAGCUGACGACGGCGCUGAAGGCUCACGGGAGCAUGCAGGAACCAGUGGUCAGCAAGCCCGAGGUGAAGGAGUGGGUGACGCGUCUCACUGAGACGUGGGGCACGUUGUUUGAUUCUACGGUUGGUGUCUUCGAGACCUCCGAGGUGCAGAAGUUCAUGGACAAGUACGGCGAGAAGGGCGAGAACAUCUUGGAGCUCAUCAAGGGCUGGUCGUUCGACACAGGUGGCGGAUGGCUUGGUGCAACGACCAGGGAUGUCAACCGCGAACGCGACAUGAAGAUCGCGCAGGACUUCGUGCUCUCCUUCAGCUCGGUGGAGCGCGUGGUUCGGGAGCUUGUGUCUUCCAGGGCAUCGCUGACCUGGUUGUCCGACAAGCAGCGCGUGAAGCUGGACCAGUGCGCGGAGGAGCUCAAGGACGUGAAGAUGCUCCACGCUAAGUGUGGCAUCAUGCUUGGGAGCAUCAUCCUGACGAAUGCGACGCUCACUGGACAGGCCAGGGACUCGAGUCGGCGCUACGUGUUCGAGAAGCUGCAGGUACGGCAGCAGGACCUCCCGAGCAAGCUCGUGGAGAUGAUGACCUGCAAGAUCGAGGAGCCCGCGGCGGCGGCCGCCGCCGCCUCCGAGCUUGAGGCCUCCAAGGCCGAGACGGCUGAGCCCCCCGCCGAGGAGGCGGCAGCUGCCAAGGCGCCGACGCUAAAGGCGCCUCGCAAGGCCAAGGCAGCUGCAGCAGCUGCGAAGGAG
This is a messenger RNA of Prorocentrum cordatum, 2877 nucleotides long. The record is from the annotation of a GenBank genome assembly. Lineage: Eukaryota; Dinophyceae; Prorocentrales; Prorocentraceae.